CCAAAAUCUCAACCGCGCCGCCCACACCACCACACACUCUCUCCUCUCAAUUCCCCUCCAAAUGGCCGACACGAACACCGGUCCGCGCAACCGGCGCGAGCGCCGCGCCGCCGCCCGCGAAGCCGGCGACCACCCCAGCAGUGCCAGCGGUACCACCACCGCCCUAACCACGCAACGCACACCGAGCGACAUCCCGCUGGCGCAGCCCGACCGCUCCGGCCCCAAGGGCAAGACGCUGUACGACCUAGCGGAGGAGCGCAUGGCCGAGCUGCAGAAGCAAGGGCAGCCGUUUGCGAAAGCGCCAGCCGGCUCCGACGACGAGGACUUUGGCCCCAAGGCCGAGGCGCUGCUGUGGGCUUUCAGCUUGACCAUGGUCCAUUUGACCCUCGAUGUCUUGGUCCAUAAUCAGUACCGCGAGGAGAUUGCUUGGGCUGAGGUCUGGAAGCGCACUGCCGUCGUGUUGCCCUCCAUGUGGCUCAUAAUUUACCUCUUCCAUACUAAGACGGCCUUGAAGUUCACCUUGUUCAGGCAAUUGGUCUAUCUGGGCAUCGCCUGUGCCGGAGGUUGCUACUGCGUCUAUGUGGGCAACACAUUUGGCUACUUUGCUGUCAUGAAGCAGACACCCCCGGUCGGCACGCUGUGGAUUUGGAGUGUGGUGGAGAUGCAGAAGUGGUAUGCUCUGACGAGCAUAAUUGUGGUUGGUUUAUAUACAUUAUGGAAUGGCUACGGGUUUUUCUAGGGUAUCCUGUAGUAGACGGUUCAAAAUAUGGCAUGGAAAAUCGGUGGAGGUACGAAAUAUGCAAACGAG
Aplosporella prunicola CBS 121167 is the source of this 808-nucleotide messenger RNA. RefSeq lists its product as uncharacterized. Bases 62 to 739 code for a protein of 225 amino acids. The record is from RefSeq and is a predicted model, not a curated record. Lineage: Eukaryota; Fungi; Ascomycota; Dothideomycetes; Botryosphaeriales; Aplosporellaceae. The transcript has a single exon.